AUGGCCGAAGUUGCUAAGCGGGCCAAGUCCCCCAAGGAUUUUGCCAUCGACUUCAUGAUGGGUGGUGUUUCUGCUGCGGUCGCCAAGACCUCUGCUGCCCCCAUCGAGCGUAUCAAGCUCCUCAUCCAAAACCAAGAUGAGAUGAUCAAGCAGGGUCGUCUUGCCACCCCCUACAAGGGUGUCCUUGACUGCUUCCGUCGUACCUACGCAGACGAAGGCUUGGUUUCGCUCUGGCGUGGUAACACUGCCAACGUUAUCCGUUACUUCCCCACCCAGGCCUUGAACUUUGCCUUCAAGGACUACUUCAAGAGCCUUUUCGGUUUCAAGAAGCAGGAUGGCUACUGGAAGUGGUUCGGUGGAAACGUCGCCUCUGGUGGUGCUGCUGGUGCCUCCUCUCUCCUCUUCGUUUACUCCCUCGACUACGCUCGUACCCGUCUCGCCAAUGACGCCAAGUCGGCCAAGAAGGGCGGAGGAGAGCGCCAGUUCAAUGGCUCGUCGAUGUCUAUCGCAAGACCCUUGCUUCUGACGGUAUUGCCGGUCUCUACCGUGGCUUCGUGCCUUCCGUCGUCGGUAUCAUCGUGUACCGUGGUCUCUACUUCGGUGUCUACGACUCCCUCACCCGUCGUCCUUGUCGGUGCUCUCCAGGGCUCUUUCUUCGCCUCUUUCUUGUUGGGCUGGGGUGUUACCAUUGGUGCUGGUCUCGCUUCGUACCCUCUCGAUACCAUCCGUCGUCGCAUGAUGAUGACCUCCGGCUCUGCUGUUCACUACAAGUCGAUGUUCGACGCUGGUUCUCAGAUCAUCGCCAAGGAGGGUACCAAGUCCCUCUUCAAGGGUGCUGGUGCCAACAUUCUCCGUGGUGUUGCUGGUGCUGGUGUGCUCUCCUUGUACGACAAGCUCCAGCAAGUCAUGUUCGGCAAGGUCUACUCUGGUGGAUCUGGCUAA
Rhizoctonia solani is the source of this 942-nucleotide messenger RNA. RefSeq names its product mitochondrial carrier protein. Gene Ontology annotation, biological process: mitochondrial ATP transmembrane transport; mitochondrial ADP transmembrane transport. Gene Ontology annotation, cellular component: mitochondrial inner membrane. The record is from RefSeq and is a predicted model, not a curated record. The coding region runs from base 1 to 942 and encodes 313 amino acids. NCBI's taxonomy places the organism in Eukaryota, Fungi, Basidiomycota, Agaricomycetes, Cantharellales, Ceratobasidiaceae. Gene Ontology annotation, molecular function: ATP:ADP antiporter activity. The transcript has 7 exons.